AUGCAGGGUUCUCGAAACCGGAUGAACCACAGUUUUUUGGCCCAAUGCUGCGAAGCAGCAGAGCUGAAAAUCUUGAUCCGCCACUAUUCGACAAUCUCUGACUGGCUGUGGUGUCGUGGCGGAGUGGGCAUGAGCAAAGGAUUCACGCCAGACGAGAGUUUCCAGGGCGAGUCGGCUCUGGGGAAUGUGAACGUGCAGGACUGGCGCAAGCCUUUCAAAUGGGUUCGGGCGAAAGAGCUGCACAAGGAUGCCAAGCUUUUCUCGGUCAUUCAGGCAGACAACAUUGUACAGGGGGAGUUGGGCGAUUGCUGGCUUUUAGCGGCGAUGGCUGUUUUCGCAGACUUUCCGGGCCACAUCAUGAACCUGUUUGAUGACGUCAAUCUCAAAGAGAGUGGUCGAUACGUCAUCAGGCUGUGGGACAUCAAAGGCAAAGGCGAGUGGCAGGACGUGGAAGUCGAUGACCUGAUCCCUUGCGACAAGUACUGCAAGCCCUUGUUUGCUCAAUUGACGGGGGAAAGUGGCAGCAUGUGGGCGCUGUUGCUUGAAAAAGCUUUCGCGAAGUUCGUCGGCACCUACGAGAAGUUGGUUGGGGGGAGCACGGGGUGGGCUUGGCAGGUGCUCACGGGGCAGCCCUGGAUGGCACGGUGGUCGCGGGACCCGGGCCAGAAGUGGACGCGCUGGGAGAUGUGCGACAUCCAGAAGUGUUUUGGGACUGCCGAAGAGAACCUCGCCGCUGCAGCCAAGUGGCGUUCCGACGGCAUGCGCGGUGGGCGCUGGAAGGGACCUGUCGAGACAUCAGAAGAUGAUCAAAUGUUCCAGGCGCUGGCUUCCUACACCCAGGCCUGCUUCGCCAUCAGCUGCUCCAUUGGGCAAGGGGAUCGCGCCGAGGAGCGGCGUCCUGACGGCCUGCUCGCCAAGCAUGCUUACUCUGUCCUCCAGGUCCUUUGCGCUCAUGGCCAGCGGCUCGUCCAGGUGCGCAACCCCUGGGGGAGCGGUGGCGAAUGGAACCGGGCCUGGUCUGACAAAAGUGAGGAGUGGGAGAAGCAUCCCCAGAUAGCAGAGGACUUGAAGGUAGUGGAUGCAGAUGAUGGGCGAUUCUGGAUGCCGUGGGAUGCUUUUGCUGAAAUCUUCGGCGGGCACAUCAUGGUUUGCCCUGUGACGUUGCCGUGUCCAAUGAACUCCCAAGUCGUCACUGACAAAGACAGCUUCACCAGGAGGAUGCGAUGCCCGCAGUGCCGACAGCCCUACACCCGGAGCUGGGUGCUCCUGGCGAGCGGGGAGUCCACGGCAGGUGAUGGCGCCUGGAAGCGCCUGGCAGAUGGCAAAAGCCUGUGUUUCCUUUGCCUCCGGGCGACCUGCCGAGCCAGCGAGCGACUUCUCAAGGGCUUGAAGAUUGCGGGACUUCAUGAACAGCCGAAGCUCACUCUGGCCCCUCCAAAAGGCCCACGCAGAAUGAAAGAAUGCGAGCAUGGGGCGGCAUGCUAUCGUCGCAAUCCGCAGCACUUCCAUGAGCGCUUCCACCCCAGCCUGCUUCCGCCCGCCCCUGCCUGUGCAAGUGGUUGCGGCCGUUCAGCAGCAUCGGGCUACAAGACCUGCUGUCCAAAAUGCACAAGUUCUCCUCCAGAUCUCAAGGUGCACAUUCCAUCCAGGCACAAGGGCUUGGCAGGUCUGUACAAGGCCGUCGAGAGGCCGAAAGGCAGAGAGAAAGGGCCGCCGGUGUGGCGCCAAACUGAUGGGAGGGGUUGGCUCUGGAAGGGGCACGUCUGGAUGAUGGGUGAUCAGGAGGAAAAAGUUGGUGGAGCGUCUGGCCUCAUCGCCGAGGAUGUCGGCGAUGGCAUGUCCGCUCGAUCGCCUCAUCUGGCAAGGGGCUGGCAGGUCGCAGGCGAAGGCGGCUGGGCAGCAGCUCCGGAUCUCAAGGUGGAAGUAGACGCAAAGCACGUCUCCAGCGAACAUGAUGCUCCAUGCAAUGAGCGCGAUGCUCGGGAACAGGCACUGCGGGAGCAGGCGGACAAGGUGCUUGAAAAAUGGGCACGUCAGGUGCUUAACGCUUGUAGAGGAUCUGAAAUGAGGCUCAUUGACAGCCCUUAG
This is a messenger RNA of Symbiodinium necroappetens, 2088 nucleotides long. The record is from the annotation of a GenBank genome assembly. Lineage: Eukaryota; Dinophyceae; Suessiales; Symbiodiniaceae.